Messenger RNA from Pseudoliparis swirei, 6591 nucleotides. RefSeq names its product adenosine deaminase RNA specific (gene adar). The record is from RefSeq and is a predicted model, not a curated record. Gene Ontology annotation, biological process: RNA processing; adenosine to inosine editing. Gene Ontology annotation, cellular component: nucleolus; cytoplasm. NCBI's taxonomy places the organism in Eukaryota, Metazoa, Chordata, Actinopteri, Perciformes, Liparidae. The transcript has 16 exons. Gene Ontology annotation, molecular function: double-stranded RNA adenosine deaminase activity; tRNA-specific adenosine deaminase activity; double-stranded RNA binding. The coding region runs from base 199 to 4359 and encodes 1386 amino acids.
GUUUGUCCACGGUAUCGCCGUACCACCGCAUUAACAUACUGCACAGCAACACGAGCCACUGAGCCGAAACACUGCGAGUUCAGGUGCUCUGCUGUUAUUGGCCCGUCUUGACUUCCCAUCAGGUGCUGGAGGACGUACACUUAUAGAGGAAGCGACACAUCGAACCGCACGGCCCCCUUCACGCUCUACCCCUGCGCUAUGAGCAGAGGUAGAGGAGGGCCUCUCAAAGAAUCCGACAACAGGCAUCCACCACCCGACUCCCAGGCCAACGAGAAUUACUUUGGACCGGGUCCAUCCUCACUCUACCCUAGAGCUGGCCCACAGCAGAGCCCAUAUUCAAGUUACCACCACAGCCCUGCCCGUCCCGUAGUGCCCAUCCAGCCACCCCCAGCUCCUUCUCUCAGCCCCUCUGCUCCACCCAUACCAAAGCACAGGACAGUGGAUCCUACAUCAGAGGCUCCGAACAGCUCAUAUAAUCAGAAUCACGGCCCCAAUCCUGCUCCCAAUUCCUUUCAGUACCAACAGGCAGAGUUCCUCAGAGGACACAGCUCUGAGGCGCCGCAGUUUAGAGCCAGUCCACGUGGAGGGGGAGGAGGAGGGGUCUCAGACAGGUGUCCUAGUUCCUCAUCUCAGCACCAGUCAGGCUCCAGUAAAUAUUCAUCAUACCCCAACAACAGCUCAAGGGGUAGACGGGAGUAUAGUCAGGACCAGACUUCGGUAUACCCAGUAUCCCCGCGUAGCAAAACAGGCCCUCGACCCCUGAAUCAAAACCAGUUUUACGGUACAAACCACAACCCAUACGCCAUCAGACAGUGUCGCGUCCCAAUAGAUUCUGUGUGUGAACAUUUUCAGACUUUGUCCCUUCAUCGAGACGGGCGAAACAGAGGAGGAGAAAGGUUUGACAGACGUUCUGCCUCCAGGAGUUCGGCACAUUCACUCUCUACUAAAGUUGACCUAACUCUUAAUUCUGACAUCCAGGACCAGGUUCAGAGGACUUUGGCUGCUUUGAAGCCAAGUCAGGGUAUCUCUGCAAAAUUGUUAGCCAAAAAACUGCAUCUUUCCAAAAAGAUAGUCAACCAGGCUCUUUACUUGUUGGCGCGCUCAAAGAAAGCCUCCAAGCAAGGACUCCUCCCUCCUGAGUGGAGUCUUUGCAGAGAACCUCUCAGAGGUGAAGAAGAUCAAAACUCUAAAGUACAAAGUCCACCUUCCCAUCUGUGUGUCGGCUCAGGACACCCUCCAGAACCUGAAGCCAAGGUUGAACGAAAAACAGAAACAGUUGAAAACGGGGCACAAAGCAAAGAAGAGGACUCCAACACAGAAUCCAGUUCUUCUUACUGCAUCUCUUCAGAUUCAUCUGACUCUGAAGAGUCCCAGUCACCAGCGAAAGGUCAGCACCAGGAGAAACAACAUCCCGUCACUACAAGCUCACCUGAUCCGGCUCGUCCCACAAUGCCAGAACAGAAGGAGCUAGUUAUGCAGUACCUGCUGGAUACAAGGGAGGCAACUGCUCUUGUCAUAGCCAAAAAUCUGGGUCUUAAGAGUUCCAAGCAGGUCAAUCCAACCCUCUACUCGCUGGAGAAGCAAGGUGAAGUUGUUAAGAAUAAUGGCUCUAACCCGCCCACCUGGGAUCUCUCCAACCACCGCAGAGAGAGGAUGGAAAGGAGCCUCAAAGCCUCAAAGAGCAGCCGUGCUGAGGGGGAUCAGAUCCCAGAACCCAGUAGAGAUCAGAAUAGAGGAGAGUCCGUCUUCCUGUCGUCGUUAUCAUUACCACCAAUACUAGGCCUCGAGCUGCUGCCACUCCCAGAAGGUUGGAUGCCAGAGCAAAGUCGUAGUGAGGUGUCCCAGUCCUCAUUCCAGCCCCCCUCUAUCGCCUCGAAUAAAGAUGAAGAAACCAACGAAGGACAGUGGGCGACUGAUGACAUCCCAGAAUUCCUCAACGCCAUUCGCAGAGAGACAGAUGCUGGGAAACUGUCUGUCGAACAGGCCAACUCUGUGGGAACUGUAGCUGUAUCGCUGGCUGCUCCACCUCCCCAGAACCUGUGGGCCAAAUUGCAGGAGGUGAGGCUGAAGAACCCCGUCAGUGGUCUCAUGGAGUAUGCCCAGUAUCUGGGCCAUGACUGUGAGUUCCUGCUCCUCGACCAAUCGGGGCCCUCUCACGACCCACGAUUUCGUAUGCAGGUGAUGCUCAACAGAAGGCUGUUUCCUGUCGCAGAAGCUUCCAGUAAGAAAGUUGCAAAAAAGGAUGCCGCGGCGGCCACCCUGCGCAUUCUCAUCGGAGAGAUUCAGUCAGGGCCGAGUACGGGAGACGAGGGAACCGCCGUCAGUGCGGACCAAGUGAUGGAUGUACUCCCAGACACCAGUGGGCAAGCUGAAGGCGCAGCAGGCGCAGCAGGGGCUUUAGGGACGAGUUCUGAGGAAGGAAUGGGUACAGUGGAAGGACCUUGCCAGCCGCUGUCCCGCUCCCUGCCUGGUGGGAAGAAUCCGGUGUCUGUCCUGAUGGAGUACAGCCAGCGCAGCGGGAACCCCAUCGAGUUCGUCGUCACUGGGCAGGCAGGCCCACCGCAUGAUCCAAGGUUCAUGUACAGGGUGAAGGUUGGAGAGAGCUUGUUUACAGAGGCCUCAGCUCCCAGCAAGAAGGCAGCCCGCCAGCUGGCAGCAGAGGAGGCCGUAAAGGAAUUAAUGGCUGAUGGGAAACUGCAGCUCAACAAGCCUCAGUUGCCCCUGGGCUCUUCCAGUGACAGUGAUGCUACUGCGACGACGUGUCCCUCUUUGCCACCUCUCACUGCAGAUGAGUUGCGAGCAGCACACGAGGCAGGAGUGGGAGAUCUAAUCAACCACUUGAACAACAACGCCGUGUCAGGUCUUCUGGAAUAUGCUCGAGCGCGAGGCUUUGCCGCUGAGAUUCGACUCGUGGGCCAGUCUGGACCACCGCAUGAGCCGAAGUUCACCUACCAGGCCAAGCUGGGCGGACGCUGGUUCCCUCCAGUGUGUGCGUCCAACAAGAAGCAGGGAAAACAGGAAGCAGCCGAUGCAGCUCUACGGGUUCUGAUUGGAGAGGCUGAGAGAGCAGCCCGCACUGGGGAGCUUAUCCCAGCUGAGCUUCCAGUGAGUGGCAGCACUUUGCAUGACCAGAUAGCGAUGUUGAGUCACCAGCGUUUCAACGCCCUGACCACACGUAUCCAGCACAGCCUUCUGGGACGCAAGAUUCUGGCCACCGUCGUCAUGAGGAGGGGAGAAGGCCUGGGCACUGUUGUCAGCCUGGGAACUGGAAAUCGAUGUGUUAAAGGGGAGGAGCUAAGCCUUAAAGGGGACACUGUUAAUGAUUGCCACGCGGAAAUCAUCUCCAGAAGGGGAUUUGUUCGGUUUCUGUACAUUGAGCUGCUCAAGCAUUACGAUAACACAGAGGACAGUAUAUUCGAGGCAGUGGAGAAUGACAAACUGCAAAUCAAAUCUGAUAUCACCUUUCACCUUUACAUCAGCACGGCACCUUGUGGGGAUGGCGCUCUGUUUGACAAGUCAUGCAGUCAGGCAGGAGAUGAAGACGAGGGUCAUCAUCCACUGUUUGAGAAUGCUAAGCAGGGAAAGCUGCGCACCAAAGUGGAGAACGGCGAGGGCACCAUCCCAGUGGAGUCGAGUGCCAUUGUGCCCACGUGGGACGGCAUCCAGCACGGGGAGAGGCUGCGAACCAUGAGUUGCAGCGAUAAGAUCCUCCGCUGGAACGUGCUGGGUCUGCAGGGAGCCCUGCUCACCCAUUUCCUGCAUCCAAUCUACCUGAAGUCAAUCACGCUCGGCUACCUGUACAGCCACGGUCACCUCACUCGGGCCGUUUGCUGUCGGCUGUCCAGAGACGGUGAAGCGUUCACCCAAAGUCUCCCUCAGCCCUUCAGGCUAAAUCACCCAGAGGUUGGCAGGGUGAGUGUGUACGACUCCACACGACACACAGGCAAGACCAAGGAGUCGAGUGUGAACUGGAGCUUUCCAGACCAGCAAAGCGUCGAGGUGCUGGAUGGCACCAAGGGCAAACUGGAUGGAUAUGGGAACAAACUCUGUGUGUCCAGAGUGUCCAAGUCCAACCUGUUCUGCCUGUUCCGCUCUGUGUGUGAGCGGAGUGGCCGCACCGACCUCCUCACGCUGCCCUGCUACUCGCAGGCCAAGCUGUUGGCCAUGUCCUUCCAGCUAACCAAGCAGCAUUUCUUCCGAGCUCUGAGCAACCACGGCUACGGCGCCUGGAUCGGCAAGCCGAUGGAAGAGAAGAGCUUCGAGUCAGGGGAGGGAAACCGGAACAAUGGAGGGGUCCCUGUGGGAUACGGCAGCAGUAGAAAUGGAGCAGCAGCGGAGGUCAAGCAAGAGGACGCAUAGAACGGUGCAUUAUUAAGUGGGUGAUAUAAAUACGUGGGGGGGGGAGAAAAGCACACGGCAAGAGUGGACGUGAUGGGAAAAAGACAAUCAAAGCAGGCGUAGGCAGCAGCCACAAGUGUGUCUCCUGAUGAACGUGGUUGAAGGCUGCAGAGCGAGAGGAUUGGAAAGAGACAUAAUAGAAGAGGAAGAUUGCCAGGGUAAAGCUCAGGGAAUCACCGCGGUAAACCCUGCUGCAAAUCUGGGUCCUAUUAGUCUGCAAAACAAUUACUUAUUGGAUUCCUGUAUACAGUUUCAUACCCUUUGGUUGGUUUAGAGUUAUAAUGUCAGUUUUUCUUUUGUCAUUCCAGUGUUUGGCAUAUCCUGCCAUUUGUCCUUUAUGUUCUGUUCUAGUGGAGAUAUAAACUGAUGUUGCAGUGUGGACCCAGGUGACUCGGCCUCUUUAAGCUGCUGUUGUCUAGUUUUGCCGUGAGAACUGAAGUGUGCUGCUAAUUGGCAUUCGCCCUAAUAUGACCCAUCAUUGUAGCAGUGGUUUCAACUGUGAUUAAGUUCAUGUAAGUCAACAUCCUCGGUCAUGUGGUGCUUAUUGUUGUUUCGGCUCCCUGCGUUCGGCUGCGUUGACAUACCAGCAGCUGCUCUUUGAACAGCAGACACAAUGAGACGCCCUCAGCAGGAAUCUUGAUUUGAUGAUAAUUGCACUCACCCGAGAUGGAAGUCACGAGUAAACUAGUCCUCGCUCAGCGCAGCUUUCACUUGAAAGAAGAACCCCAAAACCAACUUGUACUCCGACCGGUGACUACCAAGCAUUCACGGGUCAACAUGCGAGGCGUGAGCUCCUGAAGCCUUCGACCCCGCCCCUUUCCGAGUCAUUUAAACUAACUGUACAUCCUCGGCUGUUCUGCCGUGUGGUGUUGCCAUGGUUACCAAAAGCAUAGCAUAUGCUAGUGCGCCCCGUUGAUCGAUCCCAUAAUUUAUUUUUUAUAGAAUUACUGAUGUCAGGACUUCCCAGAAGUACAAUCUUUCAGUUAUUGCUUGGGUAUUUCUUUUUUUAUCUUCACUUCUGGCAACAAUGUUCACAAGUAGCUGGCCAUGCAAUCAAAUCCUGGAGAGCUUCACCUGUUCUAAAUUUCAUUUAAAUGUUUUCCAUUUUCUUUUCAUCUUGAUACGAACAGGCUUAUAGGUUCUCUUGCAUGGCCAGUUUCUGAGGACUGCUGGGUGAGGGCCGUGUUGUUAUCGGAGAGUGUGUAGUCUGUUCCUGAUUUUCUGAUGUAGAUGGAUGGCGCAAUAUAGACACCGGGUAUAUACACACAAAUACAUGAUCACGCAGAUGUUACAGUGGGGUCCACAAGCCUGAGUCCAGUUCCAAAAACUCAUAACUAACAAAUGUAAAGUCAAAAUAUUGCUUAUUGUUGUUUUUUAUGAAGGAAGUGAAAGAAAUGAAAUUUUUUUAAUUUUGGGUAGAAUUUCAGAAUCUCAUUUAUCCAGGUGCUCUUUAAGAUCAGAGAUGCACUGUGAUAACGUGACGAUACAGUGUGUGUUGUGUUUGAGGUCGGGUCACGAGAGGGAAAGCCAUACAAGGCGGACCUGCCAUUCUUCAAACUUCUUUUUUGGCGCUUUUGGUUGUAAAAGCCAUUGUUUUGCUAUAAAAUGAAGGUUUUAAGCUUGAAUUGCUGAUGGGCCUCUGUAGACUGACACCUCUAUCUGGUCGUAUCUCCUACUGCAGCCCUAGAGUUGAGUUUUUAAUUGAGGACUUUGCUUCUGUAUUUAGCAGUGAUUCAUGUUAUUGUUUGAGUCUGAAUAAAGACUUUACACUCGAUGCAAAAACAAGUCGACAAAGUCCCCUAUCAAGUUUCAGCAGUCACUGCAAUAGAAAUUACACAUGAGACAUUAUUGAGAAAAAAAAUCUAUUUUUCAGUAUUUGUUUUGCAGUUUUUUUUAAUGAUUACUGUAAUUAUUUAGAUUUUUACCAGCUCUUAUGUUGUUGUUUAAUAUAAAGCUUUAAGAGAAGAACAUUUGUUUUUAUCAUUGAAAUGAGACUUUUGGACCCCACUGAAUGCAAACAGAUGUUUUUGUAUAAAGAUGUCUGUGUAUGUAUUUGUAUAAUUUGUGAUGUAUAUAUUUUAUAAAAAGUCUACAGUUGAAUUUCUAUGUUUUAAUUAAACUGCAAAGAACAAUGUUUUUUUUUUUUACUAAUGUUUGGAAAGUUCAAAGAAAAAAAUUAAAAUGUGAUCCUCA